AUGAUUACGUUGUUCGCUUUCUUGGGGGUGCUGGUGAUAGCAACUGCCCUACCCCUGGAGCAGUCAUGGCAGUUAGUUCCGCACUCGGACGGCCAUCUACAUUUGGUAAACAUAAACCCGUACAAUCUCCCGGAUCCCGAUCCACAAGAACCGGAUCGUCGGUUUAUACCGGAAAGUGACAUGCUAUUUCUACUGUUCACAAGAGCCAACCCAACGAGCGCGCAGUUUCUCGAAAUCGGCAACCCUUCAUCGAUCGCUAAUUCCCACUUCAACCCGGCCCGGCCAACUCGUUUCCUAAUUCAUGGUUGGGGAGGAAGUGGAACCGGUGGAACAAACUCAGGGAUGCGUAACAGUUUACUGGCGGCUGGUGAUUUCAAUGUGAUUGCCGUGGAUUGGAGUGUAGGUGGCGGGAGUUCCAACUAUGUGGCUGCUCGUAACGAAGUUGGUCCCGCCGGAACUGGCUUGGGUUUGAUGAUUGACGAUCUGAUCCAGUACGGUGGUGUUGAUGUGAAUGAUAUUUAUGUUAUCGGAUUCAGUUUGGGCGGUCAUGUAGCCGGAAAUGCAGGAAAGCGCCACGGAGGUAGAAUCAAUACGAUUAUAUCGCUGGACCCGGCUGGUCCUUUGUUCUCGGCCGGACAAGACGACGCCGUAUCUCCAACGGAUGGUCAAUAUGUGGAAACAAUAAUGACAAAUGCUGGCUUGUUGGGGAUAAAUGUUCCGCUGGGUCAGGCCAAUUUCUAUCCGAAUGGCGGUCGGACACAACCGGGUUGUGGCAUUGAUAUCAGCGGAAACUGUGCUCACAGUCGGGCUCCUCUGUUUUACGGAGAAUCCGUUAGUCAAUCCGUUCCGUUUCGUUCGACGAGAUGUGCAAGCCUGGAUGAAGUACUGGAAGGAAACUGUACACCCAGUGGAGCAGAUGCUAACAUGGGCGGAGAGCCGUCUAACCAUGGUCGGGGUGUUAAUGGGAUCUACUUUUUGACUACCAACGAGGAAGCACCGUUUGCACGGGGUUGA
This is a messenger RNA of Sabethes cyaneus, 1014 nucleotides long. RefSeq names its product pancreatic triacylglycerol lipase-like. The transcript has 2 exons. The record is from RefSeq and is a predicted model, not a curated record. Gene Ontology annotation, biological process: lipid metabolic process. Bases 1 to 1014 code for a protein of 337 amino acids. Gene Ontology annotation, molecular function: lipase activity. Lineage: Eukaryota; Metazoa; Arthropoda; Insecta; Diptera; Culicidae.